This is a messenger RNA of Hyaena hyaena (striped hyena), 1327 nucleotides long. RefSeq names its product ADP-ribosylhydrolase like 1 (gene ADPRHL1). Bases 28 to 846 code for a protein of 272 amino acids. Lineage: Eukaryota; Metazoa; Chordata; Mammalia; Carnivora; Hyaenidae. The transcript has 6 exons. The record is from RefSeq and is a predicted model, not a curated record.
UGGUGCCUGGAUGACCUGUACCGGGAGAUGGUGAGGCGCUACGUGGAAGUUCUUGAGAAGCCUCCGGAACAUUGGGCAGACCCAGCUACCCUGGAAGGCUGCUCACAGCUGAAGCCGGAUAACUACCUCCUGGCCUGGCACACGCCUUUCAACGAGAAGGGCUCAGGCUUUGGAGCUGCCACCAAAGCCAUGUGCGUGGGCAUGCGGUACUGGAAGCCGGAGCGCCUGGAGACCCUCGUGGAAGUGAGCAUCGAGUGCGGCAGGAUGACGCACAACCACCCCACAGGCUUCCUCGGGUCCCUGUGCACAGCCCUGUUUGCGUCUUACGCCGCGCAAGGAAAGCCGCUGGAGCAGUGGGGCAGAGACAUGAUGCAGACGGUGCCGCGGGCGGAGGGGUACUGUAAGAAGACCAUCCGGCACCUGGCGGAAUACCAGGAGCACUGGUUUUACUUUGAAGCUAAGUGGCAGUUUUACUUGGAGGAGAGAAAAAUCAGCGAAGACACGGGAAGUAAAGCCGCCUUCCCCGACCGCUACAACGCGGAGGAAAGAGAAAAGGCUUACCGGAAAUGGAGCUCUGAAGGCCGAGGGGGCCGACGGGGCCACGACGCUCCCAUGAUUGCCUACGACGCUCUCUUAGGUGCUGGGGACAGCUGGACGGAGCUCUGCCAGAGGGCCAUGUGCCACGGAGGCGAGAGCGGGGCCACGGGGACUAUCGCGGGCUGCCUGUUCGGGCUGCUGCACGGCCUGGACGCGGUUCCCACGGACCUGUUCCAGGGCCUGGAGCACCAGGAGGAGCUGGCACGCCUGGGCGAAGCGCUCUACCGCCUGUCCACUCAGGAGAAGUAAAGCUUCCCACCACGUCCCUGCGCGGGCAGCCGCGUCCCGCCCUGGGCGCGGGGUCCACAUGCCGAUCACCGCCCUCCUGAGCCUGCCCCACGCCUGAUUGGCCAUAAUCGCACGUUACCUGUUUCCUUCAGAGCCCUAACUGCCGUAUGAAAUCCCGUUUGUCCUUCGAGAACGUUUGUCCUUCCCGAACCCAGACCCAGGGCCUCGCCGGGGUCCGCCCCCUGCGAGCCUCCAUGCACAGCGGCACAAACAGUCUCUCGGACAAUCGGUGUGUUUCACUCUGUGCAAAACUAAUGCUGCUCGCUCACUCACGCCCACACAACUAACUACACAGCUGUGCUCAGAUGCGCGGCCCUUGGAGGGCAGGGCCCAGGACGCAGCGAGCGCGCGUGGCGCUUCACCGCACAGCCGACGGUUUUAAUCACACUAGAUCUUUAAGACCAAACCCUCUGGAACAAGUGACAGAAAACCAGGAAAUAAA